Molecule: messenger RNA, 3482 nt
Organism: Rhea pennata
Lineage: Eukaryota; Metazoa; Chordata; Aves; Rheiformes; Rheidae
Gene: NOPCHAP1
Product: NOP protein chaperone 1
Exons: 4
Coding region: 18-494 (158 amino acids)
Biological process (GO): box C/D snoRNP assembly
Molecular function (GO): box C/D methylation guide snoRNP complex binding
Source: RefSeq, a predicted model, not a curated record
UCCGGCUCGGGCGGCGCAUGGCGCGGGACGGCGGGGCGGCGGGGCCGGCCGCCUCCCGGGAGCUGCUGGCCGUGGGGCGCCGAGGAGGACUGGAAGAAACAUUGCUGAUUAGUUCAAAAUUUAACAACAAGAAGGCCACAACUUUACAGACAGUUAGGAUGCCAAGGAGUAAUGUUUUGGACAGAGUACAGAGCUUUCUACCACACAUGGCACAUGCAAAUGAUGAACUAAGAAGAAAAAUGGUAACAGCACCAGCUCAUCAGUUUGAUAUUGAAAAUAUAGGCAGUGAAACAGAAAAAGUUAUAGAAAUGAAUGUGGCUUUAGUUGAACUGAGUGGUUCUGAUACGGAUGAAGAGGUAUCAAUCUCAGAAGGUGAUUCAGAAUCUGAAGAUGACUGUGCAACUGAUGAAGUGACAAUAGACAACAUUAAGUUUCCUAAACAAAAGGAAGAAAAGGGCAAAAUAGAAAUUUUGGACAGCAAAAUGAAUGAGUAAAUCCACUUUCUUUUUUACUCUUUUUUUUUUUUUUUUUUGAAUGAAUCAUGCUUUCUGACUUUGAAGACUUGACCUUUAAACUGCCUUGUUUCCCAAUGCGACAUCCUCUAGGAUCAUGGGAAAUGCUGUAGCUUAUAUGAUUGGGAAUGCAGUAUCCACUUGGAUGAUUGUUUCUUGUAGUUCUGAGGCAAGCUGUGUCUCUGAAAAAUUACUGUCUUAUUUCUCAAAUGACAUAAAAAUGAGCUUCACCAGGAGGUCAGACUAAGCAAGCAGCUGGAAGUGAGGCACUUGAGCAGGCAGGCAUGCUGCAGAGGUAGUUAAGUAGAAUUCUUGGCCUGUUGCCUUUUUGAAAAAAGGUCUCUGUAGUGUGGUAGAAAGAGCUUUUGCCUAAAGGAAAGCAGAGGUAACUAGAAGAAAAGCUUUGUUUUUUAUAUUCAUUGUCCUUUGAAGUGUUAUGUAUGUCUUCAAUAUUAAACAUUAUCUUAAAGUACAUUUGAGGUAUGUCUACAUUGCAGUCAUGGUAGUAACUACUGUAUGCUAAAGCAGUGGUUGAGGUCAUUUCAAGGUAAGGUAGCCCAGUAAAAACAGCAUUUUAACUAGCUGUGACUCAAGAGAAAAUUCAGCAAACUCUUGGUUUUCUUGGCCUGCACUGAGCUUUGUAUGGGUAGAUCUAUCUAUGGAUAGAUACAAGCUAGUUUAUCGACUAGCAGCUAUCAGCAAUAAUGUUUGUGGCUGUAGUGUAGAUACCCUCAGAGCUUAAAGGAUCAAGUCUAUCUCUGUGGUGUUAAAAUUACUUUAAACCUCGCUUUUCAUCUCCUGCUUACCCUGCCACAUACUUCCAUCUUCUCCAUUUUGUUGGUAACUGUCCUUUCCAGAAGAAUAAAAAGACGUGUACCUAGAUUAGCUUGACACAACUGUGGAACCAUAGUCAGCGAAAGUAUGCGUCAUUCAUACUUACCUCAGAUUGAUAAAAAGCAAUGAUCUGGACUGUUAUAUUUACCUUAGAGAUCAUUUUGCAUUUCAGAAGCAUCUGUGAUGCUCCUGGAUAUCAUAAUUUGUUUCUUAAAGGAACUUUGUUAUUUUCUACACCAUUAGAAUAAAAUUUUCUAUACUGUAUUUGCUAAAUAUUAAAAUUCAAACAUUGUGACUUGAAACCUGCAAUUAAUUAUAUAAUUAUUUUGAAUCUCUCAUUUAAAUAGUGAAUUUUUUUUUCAAAGAUCUAUUUAUGGAAUAUUUGGGAUAGGAAAUAACAAGCAUUCUAGUCUUCCUUUCACAAUAUGGAUUCUUAAAAAUGGGAGGAGGGCAUGGUUUACUAGGAUUAUCUGACUAAAUCACAGAAUAUUUUGGAGAAUGGGAUGGAUGGAAAGCAAGGAGUGGGACUGCUAUUUUUGAUGGCAGCCCACAGAUCAGAUUAAGCUUUGGGGUAGAGUGCUACUCUUAAGAAGAGCAAGCAGUUUUAAGUAGGCUUAGUUUGUUGGAUAGUCUUGAUCUAUACGGAAAGCUUCUAUUCAAAUUGAAAAAAAAAAGUUUGAAGGCCACUGUCUUAACUCAGUCAUUUUUACAAGAGAUUCCAGAAAUCAAAAAAAAAAAAGAGAAAGUAUGAAAUAUGAAUAAGCAUUCUAUAUAGAACAGUGAAAACAGUCCAUGUGCACAGACGCAAAAAGUGAUUUUAAUCUGUUAAUGUAACCACCUUUGACAUUGCAGGCAGAUCACACAUUCCAUAUCAACAAAAGGAUAGAAAAUAUUUUUAGUAAUUUUAGCUUGAUAUGCAUAGUUUAACACCAAUGUUGAACUCUGUAUGUACUAUACAAAGAUCAUAGUAAGUGCACUUUCUUGCAUUUAUUUAGUUUUUUAUGGCACGAAGGUCUUCUGUACUGCUGAAGAAUCACCAGAGCAGAAUGCUUAAAUUACUACUGUAAAAUUUGAACCAGUUUUUAGCAAAAAAGGCAUAAUAUACAUAGUUUAGUUCAACUUUGAGAGAAGCUUUAUGAUCAAAGAUGUAAAAUGAUCAUGUAAAUAUUAUGUUCACACAGAUAUAAAAGUAGGCAUGUGAGAACACAUUAUCCAGUUGUACUAAAAAAAAUCCUAAACGCUUUUUUUUUCUGCUUGUGCUAAUGUGUUGGAUAAUUUGAAUUAACUUCAGAUUAAUUGCCAAAUGCUUUUGUCCUUCAGUGAGACUAAAAUCUGGACCUCAUUUAUGUAAACUUAUGCAUGGGUUGUGUGUAUUUGUUUUGUUAGUUUUACCACUUUGGACAGCAUAUCCUGGGCAUUGUAUGAAGUGCUUCGUGGUGUCCUUAAAACUAAAACUCAGCCAGUUUAAUUUUCAAGUGAGAUUGCUACUUUAAUAUUCCACAGUGAUAGCCUUGGUUCUAAGAUACUCAUGGAGAGCUUCUUCACCUGUAAGAACACAAUAUUAACGAAUUAGAAUAGCAGCUAAAUGAAAGAAUGUUGUCAACCUUUAACCAUUUUACAAAAAUUCCCAAUGCUAGCCAACAUUUUGAGUCCUUAAGGAGUAAUGACAAACUGAUCAACUAACCUUCCUGCUGAGAUUUACAGAACUGGUUUUACAAGGAGAAGUCAAAGCCAACAAAUGUGGAAAGGAAAAAGAACUGGAAUUUAAAAAGGGAGCUGCUACCCGCCUGCGAUUAAACAGCAGCAAUUUCUAGAUGGCCGUUGUGGCUCAUGGUGGAAUUUGAAGAAGUUCGGUUUGCCUAUAGUAUGUUACGUCUCCAGGUAUAGAUUCUGUGUGAAGAUUCUUAUUCUUUUUCCCUCCUCAUAAUAUUAAUCAUUUUGGUUUCAGGAAAUGUUUGAUACUUGUUAGAGAUUCCAAAGAGAAAAUCUGUUGUAUCACUAUGAAAAGGUUUUGUUUUUUUUUUUUUGUUUUUGUUUUUGUUUUUUAACUUUGCUAUGAGGCUUGAUCUGUACAAACUUGAAAAGUUUCUCUGACAGACUAGAUCCGACUUUUUUAAAACUACUUUCUGAAAGAAA